AUGGUCUCAAUGGACAAGCUCCAAGACGCCUGUAGUACAACCGUGAUCCACAAGCUAAAAGGGUAUUUUGCACGUCAUGGAAUACCAGAUGAACUCAGCAGUGACAAUGGUCCUAAAUUCACUAGCAAAGAGUUUGCCAGAUUUGUGCACGAACGGCAAUUCAAGCAUACAACGUCAUCACCCCACUACCCACAAUCAAACGGAAAGGUGGAGAACAGUGUGAAGUCAUGCAAAGCACUAAUGAAGAAGGCGAUAAAGGCUAAAUCGGACAUUUAUCUAGCUCUUCUAGACUUUCGGAACACCCCAACCGAAAAGAUACACUCAUCGCCAGCACAGACUAUUUGGCCGCCGAACUAA
Messenger RNA from Corticium candelabrum, 357 nucleotides. RefSeq lists its product as uncharacterized. The transcript has 2 exons. Gene Ontology annotation, molecular function: nucleic acid binding. Bases 1 to 357 code for a protein of 118 amino acids. Gene Ontology annotation, biological process: DNA integration. The record is from RefSeq and is a predicted model, not a curated record. NCBI's taxonomy places the organism in Eukaryota, Metazoa, Porifera, Homoscleromorpha, Homosclerophorida, Plakinidae.